Fusarium falciforme is the source of this 1047-nucleotide messenger RNA. RefSeq lists its product as hypothetical. The transcript has 2 exons. The coding region runs from base 1 to 1047 and encodes 348 amino acids. Gene Ontology annotation, molecular function: carotenoid dioxygenase activity. Lineage: Eukaryota; Fungi; Ascomycota; Sordariomycetes; Hypocreales; Nectriaceae. The record is from RefSeq and is a predicted model, not a curated record. Gene Ontology annotation, biological process: carotene catabolic process.
AUGGCGCACGUCGUUCCGGGAGUCCCAGGCACCCGCUUCUCCAAGCACUAUGCUAUGAGCAAGUGGAACGAGGAGCACCUGCGGUUCGAAGCUGACGCCUACGAGCUCGAGGUCAUUGGAGAGAUCCCCAGCACAAUCCACGGGGCCUUCUACCGUGUCCAGCCAGACCACGCAUUUCCACCCGUCUUUGCCGAAACCGAAAUCCCUCUCAACGGCGACGACAAUGUCAGCUCCUUCUACAUCAAGGAUGGCCACGUCGACUUCAAGCGGCGCUACGUGCGCACGCCCAAGCUCUUCGCCGAGCGAGAGGCCAGACGGGCCCUCUUUGGCAGGUACCGUAACAAGUAUACGGACGACCCGCGCGUCCAGAACAUACUCAAGGGCACCACGGCCAACACUCAUGUCGUCUUUCACGACAACAAGCUGAUGGCGCUCAAGGAGGACGCCAGGCCCAUGGAGCUUGGCCCCAUCACUCUCGAGACCCUUGGCUACGACGAGACCCUCGACUACCAGCUUUUGGGUGUCAUCCCUCGGCGAGGCACAAAGCCCGAGGACGCCAAGUGGUUCAAGACGCCUCAGGGAUGCUGCUCGCACACCAUCAACGCCUAUGAGGAGGACGGCAAGCUGGUCUUGGAUGCCAACGUCUGGACCGACGCGCACUUUCCCUUCUUCCCCAACACCAAGGGCGAGAGGUUCUUCACCGACCCCAGAAAGGUCACGGCACCCAUCCUUCGUUACCGGUUCGACCCCAACGCCAACACCGACAAGAUGAUCCACCCAGAGGGUGUUUUUGUCGAAGGGGUCAACGAGUUUGGCCGCAUCGACGACCGACUCCUGGGCAAGAAGUACUCGCGCGUCUGGAUCUUGAAGGUGGACCCCACUCACCAGGUCAAGCUCAACGACCACGAUGCGGCCCAGGGCAAUGUCGGCUUCAACACUCUGGUGUGCUACAAUUUCGACACGGGAGAGCUGCAGUCGUACCGCCACGAGGACGACACCACCUUCCAGGAGCCUGUCUUUGUGCCCAGGCACGAGGGGGCUGACUAA